Apis dorsata (giant honeybee) is the source of this 609-nucleotide messenger RNA. RefSeq lists its product as uncharacterized. Gene Ontology annotation, biological process: sensory perception of taste. Gene Ontology annotation, cellular component: membrane. The record is from RefSeq and is a predicted model, not a curated record. Lineage: Eukaryota; Metazoa; Arthropoda; Insecta; Hymenoptera; Apidae. Bases 1 to 609 code for a protein of 202 amino acids. The transcript is spliced from 6 exons.
AUGAAGAAGAAUAUAAAAGUUAUGCAUGCAAUAAUAAACGUAAAUCCUGAUAAAUUCUCUAAAUAUCUAAAGAUUAGUUAUAAAGUGGCUUCAUGCGUUAACAUUACAUGCGUUAUAAUUUUUAUAGUUAUUGGAAUUAUAAAAACAGAAAUUCUUAAACUUUCACGUGAACUCAAUCAGGCAUAUACUUAUCAAAUUCUAUUGGAUAUAAUUUUACAAUUUUCAUUAUUACUAUGUAUACUUUAUAAUACAUAUUUUUAUUUAAUAUCAUUAAAUUUAUCAGAAGUAUUUUUAGAUAAAGAAAUUUCAGUAACUAUUAUAUGGAUUUCUCUGCUUUCGGCAAAAAUUAUUCUUAUAAAUAAUCACUGUACUAAUUUUUAUCGCGAGGUAGAAAUAACAGCACAUUUGCUUCGAGAAUUAGAUAUUUGCUAUUUAGAUAAUUCCAUUAGAAAUGAGGUACUACAAUUUUCGUUACAACUCUUUCUUCAUCCUUUAAAAUUUACUGCUGGUGAUUAUAUACUUAAUAACAGGUUAUCAACAAUGAUUUUUAGUACUAUAAUAACAUAUUUGAUUCUAUUAGUACAAUUAAGUCCAUUGUUAGUACGAUGA